Diaporthe batatas is the source of this 1038-nucleotide messenger RNA. Its product is annotated as U2-type spliceosomal complex subunit CWC24. Lineage: Eukaryota; Fungi; Ascomycota; Sordariomycetes; Diaporthales; Diaporthaceae. Bases 1 to 1038 code for a protein of 345 amino acids. Gene Ontology annotation, molecular function: metal ion binding. Gene Ontology annotation, cellular component: U2-type spliceosomal complex. Gene Ontology annotation, biological process: snoRNA splicing. The transcript has a single exon. The record is from RefSeq and is a predicted model, not a curated record.
AUGGAGGAAAGUCAGGCUUCACCGGCUGAGGCACCAGCGGCGCCAGUCGCCGUCUUCAAGAAGCGAGGCGCAAAGGGCAAGGCAAACUUGAGAAAGAGGCCCGCCACGCCACCACCGGCAAACAGCGACAGCGACGACUCCGACUACACCUCCGCAGAAGAUGACCAAGGCAGGAAGGUGAAACGCCGGAAGAAGAACACAGGCGUCGUCACGGCAUCUUCGAAAACCAACCCAGCCGCCGACAAGGACGUGUCCGCCUCUGUCUUCAGUGCCGACCGCAGCGUCCCCUUGAGCAAUUCCAAUGAUGCCACGAAACAGAGCAACUGGUACGACGAGGACCAAAAAGAUGCGCUGUCAGCCAAGAACCUUCUCGGCUCAACGCGCGCCAUGCCAGAGUCCCAGGCCCCAGAUGGCACCUACAAGGGCCUGGCGAACCAGACCUCCUUCAUCCAGAAGAACCCCAACGCGCCCAAGAAGACGGUCGGACCCAUCAAAGCCCCGACGAACAUCCGCACGAUAACGGUCAUGGACUACGCCCCCGACGUUUGUAAAGAUUACAAACAAACAGGUUUUUGCGGCUUCGGCGACAACUGCAAGUUCCUCCACAGCAGAGAGGACUACAAACAGUCGUGGGCCUUGGACAAGGAGUGGGAAGACGUCACGAAGGGCAAGAAGAACCUUGGCGGGACGGUGGUGGCCAGCGCGGACCGGAAUAACAGGUCGGCGGAGGACGAGGACGACGCGGAGGAGGCGAUGCUCGAGAACAUCCCCUUUGUCUGUCUUGUAUGCCGGGGCCCUUACAAGGCACCCGUCAUCACGCGGUGCGGCCACUACUUCUGCGAGCCAUGCGCCCUGAAUCGGUAUCGUCGAGAUCCGAGCUGUGCACAGUGCGGCGCGGGCACGAACGGGGUGUUCAACUCUGGCAAGCGGCUACAAAAACUGUUGGAUAAGAAGAGGGAGCGAGCCGCAAGGAGGAGACAAGAGGCCAUCGAGAGGGGGGAAGAAGUGAGUAGUGACGAGGAAGGCGCAGGCAUCUGA